Messenger RNA from Thlaspi arvense, 705 nucleotides. The record is from the annotation of a GenBank genome assembly. NCBI's taxonomy places the organism in Eukaryota, Viridiplantae, Streptophyta, Magnoliopsida, Brassicales, Brassicaceae.
AUAUGUAUAGCCUAAACAUAGUCUAUACACAAGUUGAUUAGUCUAUAUGGACUGGUUCAACACCUAAAAGCAUCUAUAAAUUGAGCUCUAUAACACAUGCUUUCUUACACCUCCAAUAAAAGAAAAAAACUUUUCCUUUCAUCGAAAUAAAGUGAACAUAUGGCCAUGAAGAGCGUCUCCGUUCUCGCAAUUCUAUCUCUCUUGGCAUUAACACUUCCAUUAGCCAUUGCUUCUGACCCAAGCCCUCUCCAAGACUUCUGCGUCGGCAUCAAUACCCCAGCAGAUGGUGCGGAUGACUUCUUCAUGUCGGGGCUUCAAAAUCCAAGACCCGUAGCUAACGCGGUUGGGUCGAAUGUGACAGCAGUUAAUGUCAACAACAUUCCAGGGCUAAACACCCUUGGAAUCUCACUUGUCCGUAUAGACUAUGGAGUGGAUGGUCAGAACCCACCUCACACCCACCCACGUGCCACUGAGAUCUUGUAUGUUGGGGUUGGUACACUUUUUGUUGGGUUUGUCACAUCCAACGGAGAUGGAAACCCGGUUGCAUUCGCUGCUUUGAGCAGCCAAAAUCCAGGUGUUGUCACUAUUGCUAACACUUUGUUUGGGUCUAAGCCAUUGAUAAACCCAAAUGUUCUUGCAAGAGCAUUCCAGUUGGAUCCUAGGGUGAUUGUGGAUCUACAAACCAAGUUCCAACCAAAAACUUAA